Molecule: messenger RNA, 658 nt
Organism: Camelus dromedarius (Arabian camel)
Lineage: Eukaryota; Metazoa; Chordata; Mammalia; Artiodactyla; Camelidae
Product: ankyrin repeat domain-containing protein 26-like
Exons: 5
Coding region: 115-615 (166 amino acids)
Source: RefSeq, a predicted model, not a curated record
UGUUAUAAUUAUUUUAUUCAAUUUCAUAUUUGUUGUUCUUAAAGCUGUUAUUUUCUUCUCUAGAAAGUCUGGCAUCCAAGGUUCACAAACCCAAUUCAGGCCUGGCAAGAACCCAUGAUAAACACAGAGGCAAAAGAUGGUGUUUUGAAACCAGGAGCUAGCACCUCCUUUGAGGACAAUAAUUCUGAUAAUAAAAAUGAAGAUGUGGUUACAACCUUUCCCCAACCAUCAACCGAAGUUCCAGGCUUUUCUCAUCCUGCCUUCCCAGCACCGGAACCUCUCACGUCUUCAGCAGUCCUUGGUGUUACAGAGGAAGAAGCAGCUAAGCCAAAAACUGGGGGAAAAGAGAAUGGCACUCGGACUAUUAAAAGUGUUCUAAAGGAGCAAGCAAAUCAUAAAAAAUUGAUUUCUAUUGAUGGAGCACACAAAAAUGACAAAGGUGCAGCCUCAGCAUUAGGAUUAGGAGAAAAGGAAGGUGUGGAACCAUCCUGGGAUUCUGAGAGUACCUCCAAGAUUCAACUACCGAACCAUGUUGAUCAUUUAUCUGGAGCUGCAGGUCAAGGAGAAAAAAAUACAUUAAAUGGACAAAUAGAAAGUAAGCACUGUAUUUUAUAAAAAAGUCAUUUGACAGAAUGUUGAUUUAAAACAUGAAUUUGGA